AUGACCUCGCCGCACACGCAUCACAUCCACGAUGAAACCGUCCCAGUCCUCGACUUUGGUGGACAGACGGCUCAGCUCAUCUGCCGGCGCGUGCGCGAUGCCGGAGUCUUCUCCGUACUCGUCGCCCCCACCAUCACGGCUGAAGAACUCAGAGCAAUGAACCCCAAAGGGAUCAUCCUCUCCGGAGGUCCCGCAUCAGUCUCUGCAGAGGGCGCGCCGACGAUGGAUCCGGCGAUCCUCGAGAUGGGCAUCCCGGUCCUCGGCAUCUGCUACGGCAUGCAGCUCGGAUGUCAUCUGCUUGGCGCGACGCUCACGCAGGAAGACCAUCGCGAGUUCGGACGCGCGAUGCUCAACAUCUCGCAGACCGGCAAAGGACUCUUUGACGCGAUCCCGGAAUCCACACAAGUCUGGAUGUCCCACGGCGAUCAGAUCACCGACCUCGCCGCCGCUGAACUCGAAGCGACCGCUUCGACGGACACCUGCAAAUGUGCCGCGGUCCGAUCGACCAAUCCCAAGCACAACUUCCGAGGUGUGCAGUUCCAUCCCGAGGUCACGCACACGCUCCACGGCCCCGACAUCUUCCGCAACUUCCUCUAUGAAAUCUGCGAAUGCUCCGGACUCUGGAAAAUGGCGGACUUUGCGAACGAACAAGCCGAGAAAAUCAAAGCACUCGUCGGCGACAAACGCGUGAUCUGUGGUUUGUCCGGAGGUGUUGAUUCCUCCGUCGUCGCGGCGCUCUUGCACAAAGCGAUCGGGGAUCAGCUCACCUGCGUGUUCGUAGACAACGGCCUGCUCCGCAAGAAGGAACGCGACCUCGUCGAGCAUACGUUUAAAGACCACUUCAACAUCGACCUGCGUGUCGCGGAUGCUUCGAAAGACUUCCUUGACGAUCUCGCGGGCGUGACUGAUCCGCAGGAGAAGCGUCGUCGGAUCGGGCAUCGGUUUAUUGAGGUGUUCAAGGAAGCCGCGCAUGAUAUUGAGGAUGCGGUCUUUCUCGCACAGGGGACGCUCUAUCCCGAUGUCAUCGAAUCGGGACACGGCCACUCCGGGAACAGCGCCAACAUCAAGCUGCAUCACAAUGUCGGCGGACUCCCAGAAGAACUCGGGUUCGACCUCAUCGAACCCGUCCGCGAGCUGUUUAAGGACGAGGUCCGAGCGCUCGGAACUGUGCUUGGUGUUCCCGAUGCGAUCGUCUGGCGCCAUCCGUUCCCAGGUCCCGGACUCGCGGUGCGUGUGCUUGGGGAUAUUACAGAAGAGAAACUCGACAUCGUCCGCAACGCCGACGAGAUCCUGCUCGAAGAAAUCGUCGCGGCGGGACUCUACCGCAAAACCAGCCAGGUCUUCGCGGUGCUCCUCCCGAUCCAAUCGGUCGGGGUGAUGGGUGACGGCCGAACCUACGAGCGUGUGAUCGCGCUCAGGGCCGUGGAAACACAGGACUUCAUGACAGCGGACUGGGCGCGGAUCCCGUUCGAUGUCCUCGCACGCAUCUCAACUCGCAUCAUCAACGAAGUCCGAGGCGUGAAUCGCGUGGUCUACGACAUCUCAAGCAAACCGCCGGCGACGAUUGAGUGGGAGUGA
Symbiodinium sp. CCMP2592 is the source of this 1578-nucleotide messenger RNA. Lineage: Eukaryota; Dinophyceae; Suessiales; Symbiodiniaceae. The record is from the annotation of a GenBank genome assembly.